AUGAAUUAUAAACUGCUCUCUAUUUGUCUACUUGUCUGUCUCCAUCACUCUGUCAAUCUGUCUGUCUGUCUAUCUAUCUCUUUGUCUCCCCCCUCUCUCUCUUUGUCUUUCUGUCUCUCUAUCAGUGUCUUUGUUUAUAAUCUAUCUAUCUAUCUAUCUAUCUAUCUAUCUAAGUUGUUUAUAAUCACUCUAUCUAUCUAUCUAUCUAUCUAUCUAUCUAUCUAUCUAUCUAUCUAUCUAUCUAAAGUUGUUUAUAAUCACUCUAUCUAUCUAUCUAUCUAUCUAUCUAUCUAUCUAUCUAUCUAUCUAUCUAUCUAUCUAUCUAUCUGCAUCUUUUUGUUUACUCUCUCUCUCUCUCUCUCUCUCUCUCUCUCUCUCUCUUCGGUUACCACUCUUUGUUUGUUCUCCUCUUUCUUGUUAGUUUACCUUUCGUUCUCUGGCUAUCUUCUUUUUCUCUUGAAAGCGCGUAAAUUAACGCUUGGUGAUCAUGAUGGUCACUUAAUUGCUUUGUCUAUCUGCAUCUUUUUGUUUCUCUCUGUGACUGUCACUCUCUAUGUCAGUCUUUCUGUCUAUCUCUUUUUGACUGUCUUUUUAUCUACAUCUUUAUCUAUAUGUCACUCCUUUUGCCUGUCUCUCUUUUCGUUUGCCUCUUUUCAUGUCUGUCUUUCUAUGUCUCACCUGCCUUUCUCUUUCUUUUUGUUUAUCAGCCUCUCCCACUUUGACUCUCUUUGCUCUUUGUCACUCCCCACAUCUCUCUCUCUGUCCAACUCAGUACGAAAAAAAGUGCUUUAA
This is a messenger RNA of Acanthosepion pharaonis, 792 nucleotides long. The record is from the annotation of a GenBank genome assembly. NCBI's taxonomy places the organism in Eukaryota, Metazoa, Mollusca, Cephalopoda, Sepiida, Sepiidae.